This is a messenger RNA of Amorphotheca resinae ATCC 22711, 1866 nucleotides long. RefSeq lists its product as hypothetical. Gene Ontology annotation, biological process: regulation of mRNA processing; spliceosomal complex assembly; protein phosphorylation. Gene Ontology annotation, molecular function: ATP binding; protein kinase activity. The record is from RefSeq and is a predicted model, not a curated record. The coding region runs from base 307 to 1659 and encodes 450 amino acids. The transcript has 5 exons. NCBI's taxonomy places the organism in Eukaryota, Fungi, Ascomycota, Leotiomycetes, Helotiales, Amorphothecaceae.
GUCGUCCGCAAUUCUGUCAUUGGUAGAAGGGUUAUGUUUCGAAGCAUUUCGUAGGUCCAUGUCUAAGGUCAAGCUUACAGAGACGGUCGGAAGACCCACGGUUAAGUAAAUAUUCAGUCAUCUAGGACCAAUAGACACCACAUGAUUGAUCCAUCGUCAACAGCGCUUCAGCCCUGCAUACGCACAUGAGGAGCCACCCUAUGAGUGCAUGAACAGAAUUGCGGAACACAGUCAAUUAGCACCUAUCAACCUCCCUCUCAUUCAACGAACGGCUACGGUCCCCGUACGGCGCAAAAGCUUGAGCUCAUGGCGAUGCCCAAAGUCUUGGUUACUCGUCCUCUUCAACUCCUUCGACAGCCGGCUACUUCAAGAGGGUUCGUCAUGUCCGCAAGUCGAUCACCAACAAUCCUCCCGGCUGAUGUGCCGAUAGAGGAAGAGAGGAUUCCUGGCUAUGAUCCAAAGCGGUUUUUACCAGUGAAUCCAGGCGAUCUCCUUAACAACAGAUAUAAGAUUAUGGUGAAACUUGGAUGGGGCACUACUUCUACUGUGUGGUUAGCUCAGGACACUCAACGAUGGUGGUGGAACUCCAACCGUUAUGUGACUGUAAAGAUUACCGCCUCUGAUUGCGUCGACGACGAUGUAGCGAAACACGAGCGGAUUAUAACCCGACAUCUCAAGAGGAAUCUAUCACACGAUGGCUUCCCAUUUGUAAGGACAAUGCUCGACGAUUUCGAAGUCCCGGGGUUAGAUGGACCUCACUUAUGCCUGGUCUAUGAGCCUAUGAGAGAGCCCCUCUGGCUAUUUCAACGGCGCUGGGAGAACGGCAAAUUACCAACAGCGCUUCUCAAGGUAUACUUGAGGUUUCUCCUCCGGGGACUCGAUUAUCUUCAUUCUGAGUGCUGUAUCAUCCACACGGAUCUUAAACUGGACAACAUCUUACUAGGAUUUGAGCACCCCUCUGUGAUUGAAGAUUUCGUCCGCAAACAAGCUGAGAAUCCUAUGCCUCGAAAGAUCAAAGACGGCCGAUCGAUCUACCUCUCACACAAUGAUUUUGGGCCACCUAAGUCAUUCGGUAUACUACCCAAGAUAGCGGACUUCGGUUUGGCGCAAUCAGGAGAGGGCUCGGAGCCUCUAAUGCAUCCUAUUCAGCCACCUCUUUUCCAUGCCCCAGAAGUCCUGUUAGGCACGAGCUGGACGUAUAGCGCAGACAUCUGGAACCUCGGCGUAUUGAUUUGGAACAUGAUGGAAGGCAGGGACUUAUUUACACAUAUUCGUUCGAGCCAAGGAGACUACGAUGUUCGAGCCCAUCUUGCGGAGAUGAUUGCGUUGCUAGGCACCCCACCAAAGAUACUUAUUGAUCGAGAAAUACACUGGAGCGAGGUCAAAUGGAGCCAUGCUGUGCCAAAUUCAGAAGGCAAGCUCUGUCAGACCGCUCGCGAGUAUUAUGGAGGGCCUUUCUUCAACUCCGAAGGUGAGUUUAUGCACAAGGAUUUAAUUCCGACCGAUGUCAGGUUAGAGGACUCUAUCCUUUCUCUCGAAGGAGAAGAUAAACGCCUCUUCCUUGAUUUUAUAAAGAAGAUGCUCCAAUGGUUGCCAGAAGACAGGGGGACAGCUAAAGGGCUCCUUGAAGAUCCGUGGCUACAGGAAAAGAGCACUUAGGCGGGAGAUCAGGGCGAAUUCCCUGGUGCAUGCAUCUAGGGGAGAGGGAGUUGAUCAUGUCGUUGAUGUCUGGGGCCGGAAGCAGUCGUGGGGUUUGCCUACAACCUGGCCCGGGGCGCAUGAAGUAAAAUCAUUGGCAACCAUUAGGGUUUGCUAUUAAAUGUGAUGGGAAGACUGCUACAAGAGGACCGGCUACAAGAGUCUCAC